CGGCAGCGCGGUGAUGACGCGCUUCCGGGCGAUGACGUCAGAGGCAGCAUGGCGGCGGCGGAGAAGGCGCAGCGCUACGAGGCGUUCGUCAGCGACGUCCUGCAGCGCGACCUGAGGCGGGUGCAGGAGCAGCGCGACGCCGUCUUCGAGCAGCAGGCGCAGGUGCUGCAGCUGCGCUCCGCCCUCGCCCGCCUCCAGGACGCCGACGCCCCCCUGCACACCCAGGUGGAUCUCGGCUGCAAUUUCUUCGUCAGCGCCGAAGUCCCGGACCCCCGGCGCGUUUUCGUGGCUCUGGGUUUCGGGUUCUUCGCGGAGCUGACGCUGCCCGAGGCCCUGCGGCACCUGGAGCGCCGCAGCUCGCUCCUGCAGAGGCUCAGCGAUUCCCUGACGCGCGACGGGGCCAAGAUCCGCGCCCACAUCCGCCUGGUGCUGGAGGGCCUGCGGGAGCUGCAGGGGCUGCAGGAGCCCCCCGUGACCUCUGACCCCUGAGGGAGCCGCCCACCUGUGCUGGCCACGCCCCCUCACCUGGGAGUAAACCUGGAGUAGAGCGGGGCUGGGGCACCUGGAGUAACCUGGGAGUAACCCGGGAGUAAAGAGGAGUUUGUACACUUGGAUGUAACCUGGGAGUAAAAUGGAGUUUUUAUACCUUGGUGUGACCUGUGUGUAAAUAUGGAGUAACUUGGGAGUAAACUUGGAGUAAAGUAGAGCUUUUACACCUGGCUGUAACCUGGAGGUAAAUACGGAGUAAAGACGAGUUUUUACACCUUGGAGUAAAAUGGAGUUUUUAUACCUUGGAGUAAACUGUGUGUAAAUGUGGAGUUUUUACACUUGGGAGUAACCUGGGAGUAAAUACAGAGUAAAGAGGAGCUUUUACACCUUUGAGUAAAAUGGAGUUUUUAUGCCUUGGAGUAACCUGUGUGUAAAGUUGGAGUAAAAUGGAAUUUUUAUGCCUGGGAGUAAUCUGGGUGUAAAUACGGAGUAAAAUGGAGUUUUUACACCUUGGACUAAACCUGGAGUAAAGCGGAGCUUGUAUAUCUGGGAGUAAACUAUGUGUAAAUAUGGAGUAAAGCGGAGUUUUUACACCUGGGAGUAACCUGUGUGUAGACCUGGAGUAAAGCAGAGUUUUUACAUCUUGGAGUAAGCUGUGUGUAAACCUGGAGUAAAGCAGAUUUUUUACA
Messenger RNA from Passer domesticus (house sparrow), 1178 nucleotides. It is a transcript of the gene UXT, whose product is annotated as ubiquitously expressed prefoldin like chaperone. Gene Ontology annotation, biological process: negative regulation of transcription by RNA polymerase II. Lineage: Eukaryota; Metazoa; Chordata; Aves; Passeriformes; Passeridae. The record is from RefSeq and is a predicted model, not a curated record. Gene Ontology annotation, molecular function: transcription corepressor activity.